AUGGCUUUGGCUCUCGAAGGCGAUGGCAUGCAGGACUUGGAGCAUUGUGGCCCAGCGCCAGCAAAGAAGGCAAAGGCCCAGCCAAAGAGAAGGCAAUCUCGAGGCAGCAGCGCUGGUGGUGCAGGCGCACCCACCGAUGCAAGCCCCUGCGGGGAACCCCAAAAUGAUGACGCAGAAGAUGGGCCAAACAAGAAGUGCACAACUUGCAAGAAGAAGAAGCCCGUCUCAGAUUUUCACCAGCAGCAGGGGACAUGCAAGCCCUGCUGGAAUGCCAUUCGCGGACUGAAGCGCUUUGCCAAGGCGCAGGGCCAGGAGGUGUGGUUGAAGGCCCUGUCAGAAACAGAGCACACCGACUUGGUCAAGGCAUACAGCAAAGAACAUGAACGAGCCACAAAGGAGCGGAGCCGUGUCAAAUUUUCCAUAGCUGCGUACAAGGAAGCCACCGUGGAGCAAGAUGGGGUCCGUUUCGAGGCAAGGCGCCGACUCAUGACAGAAAAAGUCUUCAUAGAGCACGCCCAGACCACAGAAGGUGGCGACCUUACCAAGUCCCAAGCUGAGCAGAAGUGGCAAGAGAUGCUGGGCGACCCCAAGACCUUGAAAGUUGGAGAAGGCAAAGCAGUCAAGUGCGCCGUGGUCGUCUGCACAGACAUUGUGGAUUACAGCGACAUGGCAAACCGCCGCGAGGUUGAGAGGCAGCAGCGGCUGAGUGCCAAGAUGACCGAUGAAGAAUUUCGCGGCAAGGCAAAUGGUGUUGGGCAAGCUGAUGCGUUGGUGCUGUCCGGCCAGAGCUCGAACAAGCGCAUUGGAGACGCUGUUGCAGCCAGGGUAGGGUCCCUGUCUGCUGAUGACCAGGGAGCAGGUCAGAUUGACUUUGUGCCAGAUGACGUGCGUUGCCUCUCAGCAAAGCGUCCCAGGAAGGACCAGAACGAGGAGGAGGAUGCAGAGCCGCAUGCGGAAGAGCUUGUGGGAGAGAAAGGAGGGCCAAAGUCAAGUUGGUUUGAUGCAGCCCAGCAGAGUGCCAAGGCUUCCCGCAGCUUUGAGGACACGGUGCAGAAAUACGGGCAGAAAAUGCAGCAGCAGUCCAACGCCAUGAGGAACCAAAUUGAUUUGAGCAGAAGCUGCAACAGCAACUGCAAGACCGAGAUCAUGAUCUGCACCAACCGCCUGCAGUGCCUGAGUGAGAUUCUGGUGGGCACGGAGAAGUCCUUUGCAGAUUAUUGCGUUAAUCUUCGGCAGACCGCGUCGGCAAGGUGCAGUGUCAACUCAAGAGGCACCGCGAAUGAGUCAGCAGUUGGUCACCUGGGCACUCCAUGCAAGGACCACGAGUCCCUGUACACGUUGCAACAGUUCAAGCAGAUGGCCUCAGCCUUCGCCAAGGUGUCCAGCGAGGCUGAGCUGGGUGCGCUGUGGAAGAAGGUGAAAGGCAUCCUGGGGCACUGGGAUGAGCUGCUGGCAUCCUGCAAGGUGUCCGUGCAGGAGCUCAAGAAGGCUGACAAGGGAACGCCAGGUGCAAAGGCGACAGCAAAGAAGGGAGCAGCCGCGAAGAGAAAAGGCAAGGCUGGCGGCGGAAGUGCCUACCAGGCCUUCCAGUGUGUUCACAAUGUUGGCGGUUCCAGCCGGUGCAUUGCAGAUGGACACAAACUGCCGGAUUUCCACCCUCCGCACCAUCCUUUCAUCUUCAACGGGCCAAGGGCCUUGGCAGCAGCUUGCAACCCAGCAGACCCCAACUUGUCUGACGAGCAGAAGAGCUGCAGCGCGGCCAUCCAAGAGUUCAAGCAAAGCUUCGGCAAGAGCGACCUGCGCUUUGUCGCAGGAAAGGCUCAGCAGGUUUGUCCGCAGAGCUGUGAGCUCUACAUCCGCCAGGAGCUGUUUGGCCUUGUGGGCGUGCACAACACCCACGCUUUUGGCCAAGCUUUGCAAGCCACUCAUGUGACCCGCACCAAGUUUGCUGCCUUGAAGCAGGCCAUGGCGAGCAGCUGCUACGGUGUUAUCAAGGGACAUCGCUCCGUUCGGUUGGAAACAGCUGCAAUGGCCACCUUGCGGUUUGGAGCUGAGGGCCGCAGGGAGGUGGUGGUAGCCUUGGCGACAGACAUUGUCAACUUUCUUCGCAAUGAAGAGAAGCAGCAAAGACCAGCUGAUGCAGAAGAGGCUGAGCCCAUCACGACCAAUGGCUUCCAGUUACUUUAUGAUGUUCUCAUAGAUGCGCCAAGGUAUGUGCCGGCAGGAAUGGUGGUCGCUGAAGCGCAAAGCGAGGACACGGACGGCAUUGGCUUGAAGCUUCACAUCAUUGCCGAGCAAGACACGGACGGGCGCGAGGCGUUGCAAGAGAUGCAGAAGGAGAGCCGUGCCAUUGGCAAGCAGUCACCAGCCAUGGAUGACUUGCUCAGCUUGCUGGAGCAGCGCCAGAAAGAGCAAGAGCAGGGAAGCUAG
Molecule: messenger RNA, 2430 nt
Organism: Effrenium voratum
Lineage: Eukaryota; Dinophyceae; Suessiales; Symbiodiniaceae
Source: the annotation of a GenBank genome assembly